Molecule: messenger RNA, 1920 nt
Organism: Scedosporium apiospermum
Lineage: Eukaryota; Fungi; Ascomycota; Sordariomycetes; Microascales; Microascaceae
Product: Transcriptional regulator
Exons: 2
Coding region: 1-1920 (639 amino acids)
Biological process (GO): regulation of transcription by RNA polymerase II
Cellular component (GO): SAGA complex
Molecular function (GO): transcription coactivator activity
Source: RefSeq, a predicted model, not a curated record
AUGCCUCCCGGGUCGCAAAAAGGCACCGGCAAGAAGGGCGCUGGCGCAAUGCGCCAGAGGAGUCGGAAUACGACGCCAAGCUCGAUGCCCGUGACCGCCACACUCCCGCCCAUCGACGCUGUAGACGCCGAAUAUCUCGAGUUACGAGUCGAGCACUUUCGUGCUUUAACUAAUGACGAUGUGGUUGACCAAGGCGCCGCCAACGCCAUGAUGCCGGAUACCAAGAGUCUGGAUGGCAUGGUAGCCCGUCUCCAACGGUUACAAAAUACUAUUGAUUUGCGGAGCAAUUUCUACGACAAAGGAAUGCGCAUAUUGGCCAUGGCGCGGAAGAACCGUGUGGAUGAGGAAGAAGAACGCACGAGGACGGACGAGGAUGAGCGCGAAAAGAAAAACAGAAAGAAGCGCAAGGCGGCGGAUUCUUUGGCGCCUCAAGAUACGAAGCCCGAACGAUCUUCCCCACUGCGCGAAUCAACAAAGGCGAAGAAGCACCAUCGCGAAGAGUCGGUCAGUUCUUCACUCUCAACAGCUGCGCAAGCAUCCCCAACAGCCAUGGAGGUCGAUGAAAAAGCAAAGGCCGACGAGAACGAGGAGGAGUCGAGCUCCGAUGACGAAUCGCGACCACCACGACCUAUGCUUCCCCAAAGCAAUACUUUUGGCGACGAUCCUUCGACCUUCCCCGACCCCACAGUGUACGAGAUUCGCGAUGUUGUCCCGGGCAUGUCGGAGGACGAAAUAAAGGAGAUUUACUCGGUUGUUAAAUACCCUAAGAGCGAUUUAGCAAACCUGAUUGCUGGCGACCCUCCCGAUAAAGAUUUCAGUAACGCCAAACCCGCGAAUCAAAUCAGUUUUAGUACUUUCUCUUCUUACGUCGAGCCGUAUUUCCGCGCCUUUUCCGAGGAAGACCUAGCAUUCCUAAGAGAACGAGGCGAUCGUGUCACGCCUUUCACAAUGCCGAAGAGGGGGAAGAAGCACUACACGGAAAUUUGGGCGGAAGAAGACGGUGCGAUGGCUAUCGACUCUCACUCCACUAGAGACAGGCUGCCUCCAAACCAGCCGCGUGGCUCCAUAGAGAUCAUGGGUGAUGAUGUCGGCGAAACCGAUAAGCUGUCAGUCGGCCCACUCCUUAGCCGCCUACUACAGGCUAUGCGACCAGAAGCGAGAGCGCCGCCAAGCGAGGAUCGAUCGAAUGGUGUCAAUGGCGACGCUGUAAUGAGCCUAGAUAUGAACGGAGACACGGGUGAGAGCGGCGCAGCUGGCGACGACAAAGCAAGUUCCCUUGCGCCUGCAACCUCGAUGCCCGAGUCAUCGACGGAGGCAUGGAAGAAGGCUUCGCAUCCCAAGCUCGAAUACGGCCAGGUCGACGAGCGUCUCAAGCAAGAACUCCGCCAUAUCGGCUUCCUCGCACCUGACGGUAACUUCGAGGCCGAGUACGACGGGCACUUCGACGACGAAGUCUCCGCCCGCUUACGGUUGUUGCAGGAGCGCUUGCGCGAGCAGAUGCUCAUCAACGGGGCGCGCAAAGCUCGCCUGACGGAGCUUGUCAAGGAACGCAUGGCCCACCAGGAAUAUCAGACUAUCCUGGAAGAUCUGGACCUGCAGGUGCAAAGCGCUUACCUGAAGCGCACACGUACGAUGGGCAAGAGCAAGAAAAACAAGCGGCCCGGCGGUGCUGGCGGCGGCAGUCACCUCGUUGGUGCGGCGGGCACGGCGCGGCCUGGUAUCGGCGAUCUUACGCGGACGCUUAUGGAGCGCCGGCGUCGGUGGAUCGAUACUAUUGGUUCCGUCUUCGACGACGAGAAUCUCGGGAAAGUGCCUCGCAACACGGAGCCCGGCAGCUCCAUAUUUCAGCCGCCGGAGAUGGCGGGGCUUAUUAAGAAGGAGAAGGAGCAGUGGGAUGAGGAGGUAGAUGAUGAAGAAUGA